AUGGGUUCCAUUGCAGGGGAGGAGGCAAUGCAAAGCCCAACAGGCAGUCAUGAGAGGAUUCUUGUUUCUGUUCGUGUGCGACCUUUGAAUGAAAAGGAGCUCGCAAGAAAUGAUCUUUCUGAAUGGGAAUGCAUUAAUGACACUACCAUUAUGUACAGGAGCAACCUUUCAGCUUCCGAAAAGUCCCUGUAUCCAACAGCCUAUACAUUUGAUCGGGUAUUUAGGAACGAUUGCCCCACUAGGCAAGUGUAUGAAGAAGCAGCUAAGGAAGUUGCUCUUUCAGUUCUCUGUGGCAUCAACUCAAGCGUUUUUGCAUAUGGACAAACAAGCAGCGGAAAAACAUUCACCAUGAGCGGCAUAACAGAGUACACCGUAGCAGAUAUUUUCAACUACAUAGAUAAGCACAAGGAAAGGGAAUUUGUUUUGAAGUUUUCAGCCAUUGAGAUCUAUAAUGAAUCUGUAAGGGACCUCCUUAGCACGGACAGUACACCUCUCAGACUUCUUGAUGAUCCAGAGAAAGGGACAGUUGUUGAGAGACUCACGGAGGAAACUUUGCGGGACUGGAACCAUUUUCAAGAACUUAUUUCUUUCUGUGAAAAUCAAAGGCAGAUAGGAGAGACCGCCCUGAAUGAAGCAAGCUCCAGAUCUCAUCAGAUUCUCAGACUGACAAUUGAAAGUUCAGCACGUGAAUUUCUGGGAAAAGAUUCCCUUGCGGCUUCUGUGAAUUUUGUUGAUCUUGCUGGGAGUGAGCGAGCAUCCCAAACUAAUUCAGCUGGUGCAAGGUUGAAAGAGGGUUGCCACAUAAAUCGAAGUUUACUAACACUAGGAACUGUCAUCCGCAAAUUAAGCAAGGGGAGAAAUGGACAUAUUCCUUUCAGAGAUUCAAAGCUAACCCGCAUUCUACAAUCCUCAUUAGGAGGCAAUGCUAGAACUGCAAUCAUCUGCACCAUGAGUCCUGCAAGGAGCCAUGUUGAACAAACCAGAAACACCCUUUUGUUCGCAACUUGUGCUAAAGAAGUGACAACUAAUGCAAAAGUCAACGUAGUAAUGUCGGAUAAGUUGUUGGUCAAGCAAUUGCAAAAAGAGUUGGCUAGACUGGAAAAUGAGUUGAGAAAUUCAGGGUCAAAUCGCCAAAAAUCUGAUUCUGAGGCAUUGCUAAGGGAAAAAGACCUCCAAAUUAAGAUGUUAAAGAAAGAGGUAAUGGAUCUGACGUUGCAGCGGGACCUUGCUCAAUCUCAAAUUAAGGACAUGCUUCAAGUGGUUGGAGAUGAUACGUCCUCAACUGAAGUGGAAUGUUUGGAUCAUCAAUAUCCCAAAUUACGUGUGCGAAGUUCAUGGGACUUCGAAAGUCGGAUACCCGAACAUCCAAGUUUUGAUGGCAUGGAGAGUGUCAGAUCUUUUGAUGCAUCUCAAUAUUCAGAUGGACAUAGUUUUAGUUCUGAUGAGAACUAUUUCCAACUCCCUGAUUUGGAAAAGAAUCUUCCCGUCAGGAUUUCUUCCCCAGGGCUUUCUAUUGUAAGUCUUGAUGCUGGUAGGAAUGAUUUGGAUAAAAAAAGUGAUGAAGAAGAUCAUGAUGAUGAUUUAGGAGAUCUUUGUAGGGAAGUUAGGUGCAUUGAAUCAGAAGACCAAAUUACAAACACACAGACACACUCAAAUCCAGCAGAUUUAAGUCCAAAUUUAUACAUGGACAACAAUGCAUCAUCUCCGGGGACAAAUACAGCCGUCACAGGAGUGACAGAAGUUGAUGAUAGAGACAAAGAAAAUGUAGAUUUGUGUUCAUCUGGGUUAAAGGAAAACAAAGAAACAAAUCGCCUCCAACAAGAUUCCGUUCUUCCCUCUCCAGCGAAAGCAUCUCCAUGGCUCGCAGACAGCAGCGCAUCUAGUUCUAUGACCUUGAAAUUAACCAGAAGCAGAAGUUGUAAAGCAAGUCUCAUGAGAGGUUCAUCUUCAGAUUGGUUUGACCAGGAAGAAAUGAUUCAGAACACCCCGCCAAUAGGAAUCGAAAAAGACUUCACUGGAAGACCUGAGAGCUUCCAAAGGAAGAGUUAUACUUUAAAUUAUAAUGCCAAUGCUGAGAGGAUAUCAUGGGCUGGUUUUGUGAAUUCUCUGGGACGUGCUGCUGUUGAUGUACAGAAUCUCAAAUCCUCUACCGAUAAUGAAAGUAACAGCGAGAGCUCAAAUCUACAGACAAAACGUGAGGUUUCAGAGAAAGGAUUGGAGUCCGUUAAUACUGCAAAGAAGUUCAAAGAUGUUGGCUUGGACCCAUUGCAAUCUGUUGAAGAAAAACAGUUGGAAUGGUCUUCAGAAUUUAAGCGGCUGCAAAGAGAGAUUAUUGAACUCUGGAAUGCUUGUAAUGUUUCAUUGGUUCACAGGACUUACUUUUUCCUUCUAUUCAAAGGGGACCCGUCAGAUUCUAUCUAUAUGGAGGUUGAGCUGAGAAGGCUAUCCUUUCUCAAGCAAACCUUUGCCCAGGGAAAUCAGACUGUGGAAGACGGACGAGCCCUUACCCCUGAAUCAAGCACGAAGUAUCUUCGAAGAGAGAGACAGAUGUUGAGCAAGCAAAUGCAGAGGAAGCUAUCAAAAUCUGAAAGAGAGAACCUGUAUUCGAAGUGGGGUAUUAGUGGGAAUUCAAGGCAUAGGAGGUUGCAAUUGGCUCACCGCCUGUGGUCAGAAACAGAAGACACAGAAAGCAUUAGAGAGAGUGCCACCAUUGUUGCAAAGCUGGUUGGUUCAGUACAGCCAGAUCAGGCUUUUAAGGAGAUGUUUGGGCUCAACUUUGCCCCACGGCGCACAAGAAAGAAAUCUUUUGGUUGGACAGCCAGUAUGAGGCAUAUUUUAUGAGGUUGAUUGCCGAAGCGGAUUACAUCAUAGGAAAUUUGCUGUGGCCAUGUAAAAAUUCCCCCUGGCUCCAUUUAACAUACGAAUUUUUUUCCCCCCUUUUAUAAACAAUCUAAUCUCAGAUUUUAUGUU
Abrus precatorius (Indian licorice) is the source of this 2970-nucleotide messenger RNA. Its product is annotated as kinesin-like protein KIN-7G. Gene Ontology annotation, molecular function: ATP binding; microtubule binding; microtubule motor activity. Bases 1 to 2841 code for a protein of 946 amino acids. The record is from RefSeq and is a predicted model, not a curated record. NCBI's taxonomy places the organism in Eukaryota, Viridiplantae, Streptophyta, Magnoliopsida, Fabales, Fabaceae. Gene Ontology annotation, biological process: microtubule-based movement. The transcript has 13 exons.